Molecule: messenger RNA, 1202 nt
Organism: Heterobasidion irregulare TC 32-1
Lineage: Eukaryota; Fungi; Basidiomycota; Agaricomycetes; Russulales; Bondarzewiaceae
Exons: 7
Coding region: 21-1202 (393 amino acids)
Biological process (GO): proteasome-mediated ubiquitin-dependent protein catabolic process
Cellular component (GO): nucleus; cytoplasm; GID complex
Molecular function (GO): ubiquitin protein ligase activity
Source: RefSeq, a predicted model, not a curated record
GCACCGUUACACCCCGCCCCAUGAGCAAUAGCAAGCUGAACACGGAGGGAGUCCUCCUCUUCGAGCAACCUUUUGCCAAAGUUCCGUAUGAGAACUACCGCAAGGUGUUUCGCACUGCACAGAAGAAUAUUGAGCGUGAACUUGGCGCCGUCAGGAGCAUAGCAAAGGAUGUGCCAAACGCUUCACAUCCUCAGGAGGCGAUAAAUCUAGUAGACAUAAUGAUCGGGAGAGUCGAGAACCUCAAGCGCAAGCUGUCAGAUCUUCACGAGGGUCCUGGAUCGUCGGCUCAGGCGAUAAUGCGCGAACGAGUCAACCAUCUCAGCUGUCUUGACACCGUGCAGAGUGCCAACGACCCAGAAUACACGCGGUGGGCAGACGCACGACUGGAUCGGUGGUUGGUAGACUGGGCGCUCCGGCAUGGGAACGAGAAAACUGCACGGAAGAUAGCGCAAGAGAGGGAAAUUGAGACUCUGGUCGAUAUCGAUCUCUUCAUGGAUAUUCGGCGAAUAGAAGACGCGCUGAAAAGGCACAGUUGCCUCGAGGCGCUCGCGUGGUGCAGCGAGAACAAGACUGCGUUGCGGAAACUGAAGAGCACCUUAGAAUUUGAUCUGCGACUGCAAGAAUACAUUGAACUGGCCCGAGCACGCAGGACGCAAGAGGCUAUCGCUUACUCGAAGAAACAUCUCGCGUCAUGGCAAGAAACUCACAUCGCUCAGAUCCAACAAGCCUCCGCUCUUCUAGCAUUCCCGCCCACAACAAAUUGUGGACCAUAUAAGCGUCUAUAUGACCGCGGCCGCUGGAACAACCUCAUCCUCGCUUUCCGCCUCGCGAUCUUCAAUCUGAACUCUCUCCCGUCCGAGCCUUUACUCCACCUUGCGCUCUACGGCGGCCUCGCCUCGCUCAAGCUCUCUGCAUGCUAUGACCCAGGCACCCAGAACCGCGACUGCCCCGUGUGCGAUGCCUCGUUCAGGGAACUUGCGAAGGAGGUGCCGUUCAGCCACCACGUCAACUCGACGAUCGUGUGCCGGCUGAGCGGGAGGAUCAUGGACGAGAACAACCCCCCGAUGGCUUUCCCGAACGGCUACGUGUACUCGAGAGAGGCGCUGGAAGAAAUGGCGAUCAAGAACGAGGGGAUAGUCACUUGUCCACGGUCAGGCGAGCAGUGUGAGUAUUCGAAGCUCAAGAAGGUAUUCGUUUCCUAG